UCACUCAGUACCUCACUCAGCAGCAGCACACACACGAAGGAAUCGUCUCAAGGUGACCACCGAUAAAAGGUAAAAAUGCAGAUUCUGCAGUUGCCUCUUCUAGCCCUCCUACUCUGCUGCUGCCUCUCAGGAAGCCAAGCCAACCGCGUCUACGUUCACCCCUUUCACCUCUUUGCCGCUGAGAAUGUCAGCUGUGAGACCCUGCAGGCCCAAACGUCCAAGCCACUGGAGACGCUUCCUGUGGCCGCCCUUGACAUUGAGGUCCUGGCGGCAGACCGCAGGGACCCAUCCAAAGUGGACGCGCAGAGGCAGAACAUCACAGAGAGGACGGCGGUUCUGGCAGAGCUGUUGAACUCUCUGGGCCUGAGGAUGUACCAGGCGCUCAGCAGCGAGCAGCACAGCACCAACACCCUCUUUUCUCCGGUCAACACCUUCGGAUCCCUCGUCACCUUCUACCUGGGAGCCUCCAAGAAGACAGCAAGAUCGUUCCAGCUUCUACUGGGCCUGAGCAGUGGCACCGACCGAGAGGACUGCGUGUCCUUGAUGGACGGACACAAGGUUCUCAAGACCCUGCAGAGCAUUAACUCUCUGGUGGACGACGGACCGAAAGAUGAAAUCACAACACAAGUGUGGACCUUCACUCCCCAGGAUGCCCAGCUAUCCGAGGACUUCAUUCAAGGCACGCAGGACUUCUCAGACGCAUCAUUCAUCCGCGGCGUGGACUUCUCCAAACCGGAGGAGGCUGAGCGGCUGGUGAACAGCUUCGUGGAGAGGACAUCUGACGGGAAGGUGCAGAACGUCUUCAAAGAUCUGAACUCCAGCAGCGACCUUCUGUUUCUUACUUCCUUCAACUUCCAAGGCAACUGGAGGACAGCCUUCCAACCAGAGAAGACCUCCUUGCAGGAGUUUCAUGUGGAUGAAACAACCACAGUGAUGGCUCCACUGAUGACCCACACGGGUCAGUACCACUACCUGAAUGAUAAGGUACGGCAGUGCACAGUUGUGAAGCUGUCUCUGAGCAAACGGUCCUACAUGCUGCUGGUCCUGCCGCAUGAAGGGGCCAACCUCCAGGACAUAGAGUCCAAGCUGCGCACUGAUGUCAUGUCUGACUGGCACCGGAGCCUCCAGGAAGGUCUGUUGGAGCUGUCCCUCCCAAAGUUCUCCAUGUCUUCUGUGACUGAUCUACGUGACCUGCUGACCAACAUGGAUCCAGAAAUUGAAGCCAUGCUGUUGGGCUCACAGGCUGAGUUCAGCCAACUCAGCAACACCAAACCCUUCACUAUAGAUAAGGCGGUCAACAAGGUGAUGUUUGAGAUGUCAGAGGAAGGAGCGGAACCUCAGGACAAGAUCCAGGAAGCAGGCGUCCCUCUGAAACUGUCCAUCAACCGGCCGUUCUUCUUUUCUGUCAUAGAGGGAGAUUCUAACGCCAUCCUCAUGCUGGGAAAGAUCACCAACCCCACACUCUAAAGUUAUAUAGGGCUUGAAACCAACAAAAACCUCCGACAUGGAAAAUUAUCCAACAUACCAAGGCCCAUUUCUUCACCGCGUACUUCACAGCUUACGUUUCUGCAGGUGCUGAUAUCAAUCAUUCAACAGACAUUUCAUUUAGAUCUUAUCUUUGUUUCUCAGCUGACAUAAUGGCCACAUGCAGGGAGGAACGAAGCUAAACCUCUCCCACAUCAUUCAACAGUGUUGUAGUUAUCAUUCACCUACGAGCUGAUUUAUGAAAACAGUAUUUAUGAAAACCUGUUACCUUGAGAUGUUUUCAAGUAGCCUGUUAAAAUUGAUUAUGGCAGAGUUCUGUACAGUCUGUUUCAGUAGAGUAGGUACAGUAACCGCAA
This is a messenger RNA of Chelmon rostratus (copperband butterflyfish), 1841 nucleotides long. It is a transcript of the gene agt, whose product is annotated as angiotensinogen. Bases 76 to 1467 code for a protein of 463 amino acids. Gene Ontology annotation, molecular function: serine-type endopeptidase inhibitor activity. The transcript has 7 exons. Gene Ontology annotation, biological process: regulation of systemic arterial blood pressure by renin-angiotensin. NCBI's taxonomy places the organism in Eukaryota, Metazoa, Chordata, Actinopteri, Chaetodontiformes, Chaetodontidae. The record is from RefSeq and is a predicted model, not a curated record.